ACGUGACCGUGGUUUGCUGUAACUGUUUACUAGUGACGUCGCUUACUGAGCUGUGCAGAGACCCGCCUAGAAUAAGCAGCCUAAAAAGAGCAAACUCGAGGCGCGGUAGUAUAUUUUCUUGUCCAGAGCGAACAGGAAAAACUGUUCCACAUUUUUCAGACACAAAUGCCAGGUCCCACCCAAGCACAGUCCCCAAAUGGAGAGAACAAUAACGACAUCCUUCAAGACAAUGGAACGAACAUCAUUCCCUACAGAAAAAACACAGUUCGAGGAGAGCGCGCCUACAGCUGGGGCAUGGCGGUUAACGUUUAUUCUACCUCAAUUACCCAGGAGACUAUGAGCAGACAUGACAUUACUGCCUGGGUAAAUGACCUGCUUAGCCUAAACUACACAAAAGUGGAGCAGCUAUCUUCAGGUGCAGCUUACUGCCAGUUUAUGGAUAUGCUUUUCCCUGGCUGCAUUAGUCUAAAGAAGGUCAAGUUUCAGGCGAAGCUAGAGCACGAAUACAUUCACAACUUUAAACUUCUUCAGGCUUCAUUCAAGAGAAUGAAUGUAGAUAAGAUAAUUCCAGUAGAGAAACUUGUCAAGGGUCGAUUUCAAGAUAAUCUGGACUUUAUUCAGUGGUUUAAAAAGUUCUUUGACGCUAACUAUGAUGGUAAAGAGUAUGACCCUGUGGAGGCACGACAGGGCCAGGAUGCCAUUCCUCCCCCAGAUCCUGGAGAACAGAUCUUCAAUCUGCCAAAAAAGUCGCACCAUGCUGCCAGUUCCCCCACAGCAGGAGCUACUAGAUCAUCAAGUUCAACUCCCAAAUCAUCCACGUCAACCUCGCGGCCCUCUUCUGCCAAAAAGGUCCCUGUGAUGCCUACAACCCCUGCCAAGGGCGAGAAGGAACUAGAGGCUCAAGUAGCACAGCUUAAUGAACAGCUAAACACAUUAAAGCUGGCGCUGGAGGGUGCGGAAAAGGAACGGGACUUCUACUUUGGAAAACUGCGGGAGGUGGAGCUGCUCUGCCAAGAACAAGGCCAGGAUAAUGGAGCCUUUGUAGAUAGAAUUAUGGAGGUGCUGUACUCCACAGAUGAACAGGAGGCUGGUGGAGAAGGAGAACAUGAGGCCCUUGCACAGGAAGCAGAGGUCCAUGAUGACACACAAGAUGAAUACUGAACAUCAGCACACACACAUACGUUUAUGCAUACACAUUGCUGUUUUUAAUUUUCCCUCAGUCCUGUUUACUUUUUAAGGGCAGAACUGCCUGUUUUGGCCAUUUGCAUUUUUUGUUUUGUGAGAACUUUGAAUGUUGAAUCACGUCCCUGUAUAUCUCUUAAAAACCCAGCCCAUUUGCAGAGUUUUUACAUUGAGGAUUUUAAGGCUAAACAGAUUUUUUUUUAUACAGUGCUGUUACUUUUCUGUCAAAUGUCAGUUUCUUAAACCCAGAUGCUUAUCUAGUCAUACAAUUUUACAUAUUAAGCUAAUUAGUCAUGAGUGACUAUCACAAUUUAAAAAAGUCCUUUUCUAAAAAGUUCUUUUAAUGCUUAAUCUGCUUUUAUAUAAGAAACAGAACCAUUAAAAUCACUUUGAUGUUAUCCCUUUGGGACAAUUGCUGUCAGAUAUACAUUAUUAUAAUGUCCAAGUAUUUUGUUUUAUGCUAUACAGUACAGUUAUCCUGUACUUGCUUUUACUAGUUUGUUGGGAAAUCUACCACAUGAAGAUAUUUUAAUAUAAUUUUAAACCAGUCUUAGCAGAACUAAUGGUCUCUUCACUGAACAAUUGGUCAAAGUCCAGUACUCUAGUGCAUUGUAAACUGUUUCAUAACAUUGCAUUUAGAUUUAUUAUCCACACCACAGUAUGUUAAUAUUGUCUACAACAAAAAAGGAAUGUAAUGUAUUGUUAAUAAGUAUAAAUAGAAAAUGUUUUUCUCUGUAUUUGGUAUUAUGCAUUCCCCAAACUGUGUUGCAUGUUGUCAUUAUUUGUGCAUAACUUGACCUGCUUUUUACAUAUUUAAUAUAAAUUUAUGUUAUGUGGUUUUGUAUGUUUAACCUGCUAUCCUCAUAGUGGUGGACAAACCUGAGGUAUUAAAUUACUGUCACUUUGAAA
Molecule: messenger RNA, 2091 nt
Organism: Trichomycterus rosablanca
Lineage: Eukaryota; Metazoa; Chordata; Actinopteri; Siluriformes; Trichomycteridae
Gene: mapre2
Product: microtubule-associated protein, RP/EB family, member 2
Exons: 7
Coding region: 166-1161 (331 amino acids)
Biological process (GO): spindle assembly; regulation of microtubule polymerization or depolymerization; protein localization to microtubule
Cellular component (GO): cytoplasmic microtubule; spindle midzone; microtubule plus-end
Molecular function (GO): microtubule plus-end binding
Source: RefSeq, a predicted model, not a curated record